AUGAAUGGCCGCAACGGUACAAUGUCCCCCGUCUCCGCUGAUGACAGCGAAUGGUCUGGCAUCGGCCAAUAUCAACUCGGACUCAAUGCUCCCCUCUCUCCGUCAGUACAGAAUCGCGGAAAUCUAGCGACUCCUCCGAGUUCAGGUGCUCCCACCCCGACUGGCUCUCUAGGUCUGAAUGGUGGCAACCCGAUGCCUCGACGACCGGGCGACCCCGGUAACCCAUCGCCUCCGAGUUCUGUUGCUGCCAGAUCAAGUGUAGGAACGCUACCAGACCAGCAAGGCGGCCGUUAUCGCAGGAUGGAAGAUUCGCUUGCUCAACAUUACAAUGCAGUUCGCCGGUUUCUGGGAAACCCGCAUGCGAGUGAUAGGGCUGCUAUGAAAACGAACAAAGCUCGGGAUAAACUUUUGAGACUAUCACCAACACAAUUUCACGAAUUGAGUACCGACGUUUUUGAUGAGCUUGUCCGCCGUCAACAAGCUGCCGGAGGUCCAGGACGGCCUCCGCGGACAGAUAUUCCACCUUCACUACCACCUCGGCCAGACUUUCACGAAAAGCGAAACCAGGCUCGUCAGAAACUUGCAUCGUUGCAGCAUCCACGAUUCCGUGACUUGGCUACCGACGUCUUUUGUGAGUUGGAACGACGGUUCCCCCAGUUUGCUGGUCCAGAUGUCCCGCGUGUUGGAAGUCCUGCAGGUAGUAUGCGCGGUGGUCCGCCUCGAGGAAACGGGCCGAUGAAUGGUUUUCGACCUGGUUCGAACGGAUUUCCACCGAACGGAUAUCCCGGCGGGUCUCGACCAGCGUCGCGUGGCCCUGGUGGCAGAGGGUAUCCUCCUGGUCCUGGGGGUCCCGGAGGCCCUGGCGGGCCUCCUGGUGGACGAUUCCCUCCGCGUCAGCAAUCUCUCAGCGGUGGAAUAAGCCCUGGCGGAGAGGAGCCUUUGGCGAAGUCAUUUCAGAGCAAUACGAUCGUCCCGAAUAAGAGUACUCUCGUGGAGGAUGACGAUGAUGGCGGAUUGGACGACGAUUUUGAUGGACGCAGCGAUGCUUUUGGACUGGACGCCUUACAGAGUCGAAGAGGAACGACAACCACUUUAGGGGAGAAAAAACUUCUGUCAGACAGCCAAGCCCAAGUUACAACGUUACAAGAACGUGUUGAUGAACUCCAAGCUUUGAUGAAGAGCAAAGAUGAGGAAAUAUCUCGCUUGCAGGACGAGCAGGAGAAAUCACAGAUCAGUACCAGUGAACGCAAUGAAUGGGAAGGCGUCAAGUCUGAGCUGGAGACCAAACUCACCGACGUCGAAAAUGCAAACACAUACCUUCAGAAUAAGCUAGAACAAAUGCAGCAAGAACAUGCCCAGAAAGAGCGCGAAUUGCGGGAACAAAUCGAGGCUGCGCAAAGUGCGGGUGUAGAUGUCGAGCUUCAAGAACGAUACAGCGACCUCGAGAUACGACACGAAUCUCUUCAGUCGCAAUUGCAAGAGCAACAGAAGACCACCGAAGAAGUGCGCCGCGACGCUAGCAACUUCUUGAAGGAAAUGAGGGCCAUGUCGGAACGAAGUAAUGCCACUUGGGAACAAGAAGAAAAGCUUUCUCGCGAUUUCAACCGACUCGAGGAAGAAGUCAAGGAGUGGAAAAAUCGAUAUGUCAGGGCCAAGACUCAGCUACGACACUUGCGUACAUCGACUGUCGGAAUUCCUAAUCUACAUACCGACGUUGGUAUGGCCGCGAGAGAGAACGAACUCAUCCAUGAGCAUGGACUGGUCAAAGAUGCACAUGUCACCAAGUUCCAAAUGUCUAUUGAUGAACUGUUGCGUUCAGCUCGUUCUGGUGAGCCCAGUCUCGUCCUCGAGCAGAUGAAAGUGGUCGUUGUAGCUGUGCGUCAUAUGAUGAAUGACACCGAGACCGGAGCUGAGGUGUCUCCUGCACAGAAACGAGCAAAGUCCAGAGUCUCGGCCACUGCCAACAACCUGAUCACGGCAUCCAAGAACUUUGCCGGCUCCAACGGCCUAUCGCCUGUGUCUUUGCUUGAUGCGGCUGCAUCUCACCUAAGCACUGCAGUCAUUGAGCUCUUGCGCCUGGUCAAAGUUCAAGCCAGUCCCAUUGAAGAUUUUGAAGAUGAAAACGAGGACAAUAUUGCUCCAAUGCAAUCGCCCGGCUACUUCAGCAUAGCUGCCAGUCAAUCUCGAUUGAGCAACAAUGAGUCUGUAUAUAGUGCGAUCAGCAGUCCGUCAGCCAGGACUCGAAGUAUAGCUCAUUCGCGACGAACAAUGUCUCGCAGUGGAAUUCCUAUUCAGGGCCUUGCUAUUGGAAAGGCAGGAUACGGCGCCGUGCGUCCUCAAGACCAUGAAUUGGAGGAGUUGAAGCUAUAUCUUGAGGAUCAAACUGAGGGCCUUGUGCAGACUAUUCAAGCGCUUGUGGCCAGCAUCCGUGGCGCAGAAAAUAUCUCAGCCAUCCGUAACCACAUCAGCGCGAUAUCGAUUGUGGUAGGCAACGUGGUUGCAUCGACAGACCAUGCCAUGGACAAAGCCGAGAUCAGUCCCGCAGUACGCGAACGCUUAGGACCAGUUGUUCAAAGCCUAGCCGAAUGCUCAGACCGUUUAUCUCACACAGCAGCUGAAGGAGAAGAGAUCGAAAGCCCCGAACAACUUCGUGACCUGACCGCCAAAUUGCCUCCCAUCGCUUUUGAAAUUGCCCGUGAAACGAAGGAACUCGUCCAACGCAUUGAUCAGCUUGAGCUUGACGAAGGCAAUAGCGACGACUUCCGAUAA
This is a messenger RNA of Talaromyces amestolkiae, 2769 nucleotides long. RefSeq lists its product as uncharacterized. The transcript has 3 exons. Gene Ontology annotation, molecular function: MAP kinase scaffold activity. Gene Ontology annotation, cellular component: actomyosin contractile ring; cell cortex of growing cell tip. NCBI's taxonomy places the organism in Eukaryota, Fungi, Ascomycota, Eurotiomycetes, Eurotiales, Trichocomaceae. The record is from RefSeq and is a predicted model, not a curated record. Bases 1 to 2769 code for a protein of 922 amino acids.